CUCUAAAAAAAAAAACAAUUCCCCUGCAAAUUAUAAUGCUUGGAUACUUUGGCUAUGGCGGUGUUUAUGUUUAAUGAUCAAAAGCUCUGUUUUUCAUGCAAGCGUGGCGGAAGAACAGAGAAAGGGGUUUAUUAUCUGACCCAAGGACCCAUUUCAAUAAAGCUUUUAGUGAGAAAUUGAGGAAAAGUUUGAAGUUUUGUACAGAAAGUGGCACAGAUUCUGUAAAUGGGUGGAUUGUGCCUUCACUGCAUCUCUGAAGACGAAAGUGAGUGUGUUUGUGUGGCAAGUCGUUUUGCUUUGUAGUGAUUUGAAUUUGAUCCUGGAGGCUUAGAUUAGUGCUGUUCAUCGGAUUUAGAAGAGAUGGAUAUAAGUGAGAAAGAUGAGUUUUCAGCAGAGAAGAGGAAUCGUGAUGAUACUACUGUGAACUAUGAUUCGGUUAAUAAUCAGCAAACAGAUUGGCGAGUCUCUGGUUCUAAUACGUAUCCUCAAGAGAAUCUGAUUUCAGCUUGUGCCUCAUCUUGUUCUCCAUCUCAGAUGAUGGAUUCGUUUGGGCAAACUCUUUGGUAUGAUCCCACAAAUGUUCAGAGUUAUGGAGGUUUCAAUGGUGGUGGUAACGCCUCCUCUUCCUCCUUUAGGGGUAAUAUCGAUAGAUCUCUUGAGAUGAGUUGGAAUCUGCCUACUUUGUUGCCUCCUAAAGGCAAUAAUGGUCUUUUCUUGCCAAACGCUGGUAGCUUUCUCCCUCCGAGCAUGGCUCAGUUCCCGGCUGAUUCAGGCUUCAUAGAGCGUGCUGCGAGGUUUUCUCUCUUUAGCGGUGGGAACUUUAGUGAUAUGGUGAAUCAACCACUUGGGAAUCCAGAGUCAAUUGGGUUGUUUCUUCAAGGUGGUGGAGCUAUGCAAGUGCAAGGUCAGUGUCCAAGUAGUAAUGAAAUAAAUGUUGGUGAAGCUCAUAAUGAUGCAUCUAGAGCAGUGAAAGAACCAAAUGUUAGAUCUAGUGAACAAGCUAAACCGAAUGUUCCUGGAUCGGGAAACGUAUCCGAGGAUACUCAGUCUAGUGGUGGUAAUGGUCAGAAAGGCGGAGAAACCUCUUCCAAAGGCUUUGACUCAAAGAAGAGGAAAAGAAAUAGACAGAAUUCUGAAGCAGAUCAACAACACAGAAAUCAGCAAUCUGAGGAAGAACCAGACAACAAUGGUGAUAAAAAGGGGAAUGACGAGCAAAGUCCAAACUCACCUGGCAACAAAACAAAUAGUGGGAAACAACAGGGCAAACAAACGUCUGAUCCAAAAGAUGGAUAUAUUCAUGUGCGGGCACGUAGAGGCCAGGCCACAAACAGCCAUAGUCUUGCAGAAAGGGUGAGGAGAGAAAAAAUCAGUGAAAGAAUGAAGUUUCUCCAAGAUCUUGUACCGGGUUGCAACAAGGUGACUGGGAAGGCAGUUAUGCUUGACGAAAUCAUAAACUAUGUGCAAUCGCUACAACGCCAAGUAGAGUUUUUAUCAAUGAAACUUGCAACCGUGAACCCACAAAUGGACUUUAAUCUUGAAGGUCUUCUUGCAAAAGAUGCACUUCAACUACGAGCUGGUUCGUCAUCUGCAGCACCAUUUCCGCAAAAUGUGUCAAUGGUUUAUCCUCCUUUACCACAUGGAUUCAUGCAACAGACACUUUCCAACAUCGGAAGAACCAUUAGCUCUCCAUUGUCUCCUAUGAAUGGUGGAUUCAAGCGACAGGAAACAAAUGGAUGGGAAGGUGAUCUGCAAAAUGUGAUCCACAUUAACUAUGGAGCUGGUGAUGUGCCACCUGACCCUCAAGCAGCAGAUACAGCAUCUCUUCCAGCUGCAAACAUGAAGAUUGAGCCUUGAGAUUUCCUCUUGUUAGAUAGAAAUAUUAAAUUCUUGUAAUCUUUUUUUUUUCUUUUAAUGUUACUUUGUACUAUAUGAUAAUGAUGUUACUAUUAACGAAUACGAAACUACUACUAUUACUAAGCAUUUAAAAAAUUAGGAAAAGAAGAGUAAAA
Molecule: messenger RNA, 2009 nt
Organism: Eutrema salsugineum
Lineage: Eukaryota; Viridiplantae; Streptophyta; Magnoliopsida; Brassicales; Brassicaceae
Product: transcription factor bHLH49
Exons: 10
Coding region: 361-1854 (497 amino acids)
Biological process (GO): regulation of DNA-templated transcription
Cellular component (GO): nucleus
Molecular function (GO): DNA-binding transcription factor activity; protein dimerization activity
Source: RefSeq, a predicted model, not a curated record